This is a messenger RNA of Hibiscus syriacus, 2165 nucleotides long. RefSeq names its product acid beta-fructofuranosidase-like. The record is from RefSeq and is a predicted model, not a curated record. Gene Ontology annotation, biological process: carbohydrate metabolic process. The coding region runs from base 86 to 2038 and encodes 650 amino acids. NCBI's taxonomy places the organism in Eukaryota, Viridiplantae, Streptophyta, Magnoliopsida, Malvales, Malvaceae. Gene Ontology annotation, molecular function: beta-fructofuranosidase activity. The transcript is spliced from 7 exons.
AAACAUACUCACCCAUCCCUGAAUCUUCACUCUUUCUAAGUUCAUCUAUUUUCUGUUUUGUCAUUUUAUUUUUUUAUAUCCAACAAUGGUGGAUACAGUUUCGUUCCUUCCGGUCUCUAACUUCGAUGGCUCCAAUCCAUCGGAGCCUCUUCAAAGUCGCCGCAUACCCAUGAAAGUGCAGCUCUUGAUCUUCUUUGGGUUGUUGGCGGUCGGAUUGUUUGCGGCUUUGUUGACAAGUAACAAUGGGUCAGAUUUCGUAACAGAAAGCGAGCAUGGUUCAUUGGUUUCGUUGAACACCGCCAAACCUGAACUGUUACAGCCGGUGUCACGUGGGCCGGCUGCCGGAGUAUCAGAGAAAUCGAACCGGCUUUUUGCCAAAGAUGGCGAAAAUAUGGUGGCGUUUCCAUGGAAUAAUAGCAUGUUGUCAUGGCAAAGAACAGCUUUUCACUUUCAACCCGAAAGGAAUUGGAUGAAUGAUCCUAAUGGUCCACUAUUCUACAAGGGAUGGUAUCAUUUCUUCUACCAAUACAAUCCCCAUGCUGCUGUGUGGGGUGACAUAGUUUGGGGUCAUGCUGUAUCCAAGGACUUGAUCCAUUGGCUUCACCUCCCAUUGGCAAUGGUUGCUGACCGGACAUACGACAAAAAUGGUGUUUGGACUGGUUCCGCCACCAUCCUCCCAGACGGAAAAAUUGUUAUGUUAUACACCGGAUCCGAUGCCGAUGCUGUUCAAGUUCAAAACCUUGCUUAUCCUACUGACCACUCCGACCCUCUUCUUAUCAAUUGGGUCAAGUUCUCUGGGAACCCUGUUCUUGUUCCACCACCAGGCAUCCUUAGCAAGGAUUUCCGCGACCCGACUACCGCCUGGUGGACCUCUGAAGGGAAAUGGCGCUUGACCAUAGGGUCCAAGAUCAAUAAAACCGGCAUAGCUUUUGUGUAUGAAACUAAAGAUUUCAUAACCUAUGAGAAAUUGGAUGGUGUACUUCAUGCUGUGGACGGAACCGGCAUGUGGGAGUGUGUGGACUUCUUCCCUGUUUCGAAAACGAAAGAAAAUGGCUUGGACACAUCGAUUAACAAUCCGGAUGUUAAGCAUGUGUUGAAGGUAAGCCUGGAUGAUGACAAGAAUGACUACUAUGCUAUUGGGACUUAUCAUGAGAAGAAUGCUGCAUUUAUUCCUGAUGAUCCUGAGAACGACGUUGGAAUUGGACUACGGUAUGAUUAUGGUGUGUAUUACGCUGCCAAGACUUUCUAUGAUCAGAACAAAAACAGAAGAGUCUUGUGGGGCUGGAUCAAAGAAUCCGACAGCGAAGCCGCGGAUGUGCAGAAAGGAUGGGCAUCUGUUCAGAGCAUCCCAAGGACGAUUUUGUUAGACCAGAAGACUGGUACCCAUUUGCUUCAAUGGCCAGUGGAAGAAAUAGAAAGUUUAAGGUUGAACAGCUACGAUUUUAACCAGGUGACAGUCCAGGCAGGAUCAGUUGUUCCUCUAGAUGUUGGUCCAGCCACACAGUUGGAUAUCAUAGCCGAGUUCAAGAUCGACAAAGAGGCUUUAGACAAAGCAACCGGGUCCGAUCUUACAUUCAGCUGCAGUAGCAGUGGUGGAGCUGUAAAACGUGGGGCACUAGGACCAUUUGGUCUGUUGGCGCUGGCCGAAGAUAGCCUCAGCGAACAAACACCUGUAUAUUUCUACAUUGCAAAAGGAUCCGAUGGAAAUCUCAAAACUUUCUUCUGUAACGACCAAACUCGAUCAUCUGAGGCAUCUGAUGUUAAUAAACAAAUCUUCGGAAGCGUGGUUCCAGUACUGGAAGGCGAAAACUUAUCCCUCAGGGUAUUGGUGGAUCAUUCAAUUAUCGAAAGCUUUGCUCAAGGUGGAAGGACAGUGAUAACAUCUAGGGUUUAUCCAACAAAAGCAAUCUAUGGAGCUGCUAAACUGUUCCUAUUCAACAAUGCGACCGAGGCGGGUGUUAAUGCUUCACUUAGGAUUUGGCAAAUGAGCUCUGCAUUCAUUCGGCCUUAUCCAAAUAUCGAUAACCAGCCCCAAUAGGAUGCGUUAACCAUUGAUUCAUUCCUGUUACUUCUGUCAUUCAAAGGCAAAAUGAAGUUUCUUGUACUUGUAAUACAUUUUUUUUCUUUCCUUUUUUUGUUAAGGCUAAUAAGAAUAUUACUACAAA